This is a messenger RNA of Symbiodinium sp. CCMP2592, 1527 nucleotides long. Lineage: Eukaryota; Dinophyceae; Suessiales; Symbiodiniaceae. The record is from the annotation of a GenBank genome assembly.
AUGGCAGACUCGAAGGUGAAGGACAUGGGCCUGGCCGAGUUCGGCCGUAAGGAGCUCACUCUGGCAGAGCAUGAGAUGCCUGGCCUCAUGGCGGCACGCAAGGAGUUCGGCCCCACGCAGCCUUUCAAGGGCAUGAACAUCAACGGCUCCCUGCACAUGACCAUCCAGACCGGCGUUCUGAUCGAGACGCUGGCUGCCCUGGGUGCCAAGGUGCGUUGGUGCUCGUGCAACAUCUUCAGCACGCAGGACCACGCAGCGGCUGCCAUUGCCAAGGCAGGCACUUCCACGGUCUUCGCGUGGAAGGGCGAGACGCUGCCCGAGUACUGGUGGUGCACGGAGCAGAUGAUGACCGUGCCGGGAGCUGAUGGCUGCGACCAGCUGGUGGAUGACGGCGGCGAUGCCACUCUGCUGAUCCACAAGGGCAAGGAGUUCGAGGAGAAGUUCGCCAAGGACGGCAGCCUGCCAGAUCCUUCCAGCACGACCAACGCCGAGUUCAAGUGCAUCUUGCAGUUGCUCAAAGACUCGAUCCAGGUGGACAAGACCAAGUACACCCGCAUGGCGGCCAAGUGCAAGGGUGUCAGCGAGGAGACGUUGCGGGUCUUGGGUGCUGAUUUCGGAGCGAUUUGUGAAAGUGCAAAGGUUCUGCAUGAGGAGACCACCACCGGUGUCCACCGCCUGCGCGAAAUGGCGGCCAAGGGCGAGCUGCUCUUCCCGGCCAUCAACGUCAACGACUGCGUUACCAAGAGCAAGUUCGACAACGUGUACGGCUGCCGUCACUCCCUGCCGGACAGCAUCAUGCGCGCCACGGACGUGAUGAUCGGCGGCAAGCGUGCCCUCGUGGCCGGCUACGGCGAUGUGGGCAAGGGCUGCGCCUUCGCCAUGCGCGGAGCCGGCGCACGGGUGCUGAUCACCGAGAUCGACCCCAUCUGCGCGCUGCAGGCGUGCAUGGAGGGCUUCCAGGUCGUGACCCUUGAGGAGUGCGUGGGUGAGGUGGACAUCUUCACCUCCGCCACUGGCAACUUCAAGAUCAUCACCCUGGAGCCUGCACCACCUCCAGCACCUCGCCAGGAGCAUAUGAAGAAGAUGAAGAACAACGCCAUCGUGUGCAACAUCGGCCACUUCGACAACGAGAUCGCCAUGGAGGAUCUGGAGAAGUGCCCUGGCAUCAAGGUGGAGAACAUCAAGCCGCAGGUGGAUCGCUUCGUCUUCCCGGAUGGCCACGGCGUGAUCGUGCUGGCCUCCGGCCGCCUUGUGAACCUUGGCUGUGCCACCGGCCACCCUUCCUUCGUGAUGUCUUGCUCUUUCACCAACCAGGUGCUGGCCCAGUUGGACAUCCUGGAGAACUGCACCAAGGCUAAGAACUACGAGAACGAUGUGUACCUGCUGCCCAAGAAGCUGGAUGAGAAGGUGGCCGCACUCCACCUGCCAUCGCUGGGUGCCAGCAUGACGAAGCUGAGCAAGGAGCAGGCCGACUACAUCGGCGUGCCUGUUGAGGGGCCUUUCAAGCCGGACACGUACCGCUACUAA